AUGGACGAACAACAGAGUAUCGGAGAUUUGAUAGCACAAAUGCAGGCACAAAUACAAGCCCAGGCGAGAACAAUACAGGCCCAAGCGAAAGCACAACAGGAGUUGCAGCGAAAGCACGCAGAAGAGAUUGCGACGCUUUGGCUGGAACGAGUCCAUACCGAACGAUCUGCCUCGAACCAAGAGAAUGAAAACGAGAGAAGCCGUAAUCGGCAGUCAUCCCAGCACACCAACCCGAAUGGUCGGGGAAGGAAAGAAUCGUCUCCCCUACGAACCGGUUGGUCCUCUAGCUUACUCCCUUUUACUUCGACCAUCAUGCAAACUCCAAUGCCAGAAAAGAAUCCUCUUGUAUUAGAUAAGUAUGAUGGCUCGGCAGAUCCAGACAAUCAUCUCAGGAUCUUUACCAAUGCAAUGGCAUUUUACACAGACAGUGACCUGGUUAUAUGCAGAGCAUUCUCCUUAUCACUCAAGGACGAGGCAUUAGAGUGGUAUAACACUCUUCCCCCAAAUACAAUGGAUUGCUUCGCCACUGUGGAAACUCUAUUCAGAAGGCAAUACGCCUCCAAUCGGAAACAGGAGAUAACACCGAUGGAAUUGGUAAACACCAAGCAAGAAAAGGACGAAACUUUGAAAGCCUUUAUGAAAAGGAAUAAUGAAGUCGCACGGCGAGUUAAAGAUGUUAAUCACACUUUUAUCAUCAGCAACCUGCCUUCAUGCCUAAGGCCAGGAUAUUUUGCUGAGAAAUUGUAUGUGCGACCACAAAAAACUAUGAAAGAGCUCCAAGAAAGAGUGGCUGAAUUCAUCCGUAUGGAGGAUAUGCGAAUCUCACAAAGAAAGAAACAACAAGAAGUCUCUGCAGGUGGAAACAAGAAAGAAAGCAGGCAGUCAUUCAACAAUAAUGACAGAAACGGAGAUACGUUUCACAAGGAUUUCGUUCGAACACCCAUGUAUAAUCAUUACACCCCCCUCAACGCACCCAGGGUAAAAGUUCUUGAGGAAACUCUAAAUAUUGAACUUCUUACAAUUUGGAAAAAGUCUUCUCCAAAAGACGUUGACGAAACGAAAAGCUGCCAGUUUCAUCUAAACCGAGGACAUACUACAGAGGAAUGUGAUGCAUUAAAAGAUGAGAUAGAAAGGCUCAUACGAGGAGGCCAUUUGCAGAAAUUUGUAGGAGAAAGAACCCGAACAAAAAGUCCUAUCAGAGAAAAUUCUCAACACAGAGAAACCGAACGGUCAUAUCAAAGGGCUAAACGAAGACACAGGCGAAGUAAUAGCCGCAGUCGGAGCCCUUACUGCUCAGUUCGGGGCCGCAUCGACUAA
Molecule: messenger RNA, 1317 nt
Organism: Vigna angularis (adzuki bean)
Lineage: Eukaryota; Viridiplantae; Streptophyta; Magnoliopsida; Fabales; Fabaceae
Exons: 1
Coding region: 1-1317 (438 amino acids)
Source: RefSeq, a predicted model, not a curated record